UCAACCGGAACGAGUGUAGUUGUUCUUAUGUGUAGUUAUUGCAAACAUAUUAUAAUCUAAUUUAAUAAUACUGACGUGCAUCGCUCUGAUAAACUGGAGGACUGACCGCAGCGAGUGAAUGAUAAACUAAUCUGAGCGGGAUACAGAGCAUGGACAGCUGCAGCGACCUGGACGAGGAGCUGCCUGUGUUUGACUUCCUCCAGCCUUGUCCACGUUUCAGCCAAGCCCCCCAGAGAAGCCCACAGAGACCAGAGUUGGUCGGCCUGAAAGACUGGGAUGCUGAACACGCAGCCAACUCCUCCCCGGGGAGGGCGAAGGCGGCAGGGGCGGCUGCUGUGAUGAUGAUUAGCAGCGAUUCUGACGAUGACACGCCUUAUGUCCCUCUGGCUCAGAGACUCAAACUCAACGGGACGAGUGCCUCGUCCACUGGUCCUCGUGGGAAAAGUGCAGAGCAGGAUUUGCCAUCUGAUCGAGCCGACUUUUCUCACUCAGGACGCCCUCUCAGCUUCCAUCAGGUGAAAGCAGUUCACACGGAGGGGCUGGAGGACUGGCCCCAUCGGCCUCUGAGGCCACUCCCAGACAAUGCUCCUGCCAAGAAGAAAGCAACCAAGCGGACGACAGAGGACAUCCAGGCCUCCAGAGAGGAGGCCCUGAGGAAGAGGAGGGAGAAGGAGGCACUCAGGCAAGAACAGGACAGACACAGAGCGGAGAGGAAAGCUCUGGCGGAGACUGCCAAGGCCCUGAGGCCAGAGGAGUGUAUCAAGCAUAUGGUGGUAGCUGUUGAUCCAGCUCUGUUGCAGACGGAGGGAGGCGGGACUCUGCUGGCUUCGCUGCAGGCUCUGGGUUGUAGCUGUGCCAUCGAGAAGCAAGUCGUCCCACAGAGUGUUGGGUGGUCGAGGAGAAGCCCAUGUGGGCAGCUGGAUGAGGGGCGGCGUGACCCAGAGCCCUGCGUGGUGCUGCAGAUGACAGUGGAGCACUUCAUCACACUGAUCCACGGCUACAUCCAGGAGGAGAGGCUCGGCAGGACGGACUGUGGUCCCACCCUGACGUCCUGGGUCCAGGAGCAGCAGAGGCGUCAGCCCAGCAAGACCCUGAGCCUGGCAGUCAUCGAGCUGGAGAAAUACUUCAGACUGCAGAAGUCACGAAGCCAGAAGAGGUUGAGAGAAGCUGUGGCGGUUGAAGGUAAAGGGAGUGGAAAAGGGAAGAAGAGAAGGAAGAAUGACGACGCUGAGACGCUACCGGAGGUGUCCCGGGUUGAUGUUGAGGAGGCCGCGGUGCAUCUCCAGCUUCACACCGGCGUCUCGCUCCACUUCUUGUCUACGUGGAAGGACUUCUCAGACUACAUCACCAUGACAACCAAAGCGGUCGCGGAGGCGCCUUUCAAGAGAGAGCGGGAACAGACGGGCUUCUCCUUCUACCUGGAGAGCGAGUGGGCGGGAGGUCAGCGGGUGGACAGAGCCGGUGGAGGACUGCUGCAGGUGUGGAAGAGGCAGAUCCAGCAGUUCAACAGGGUCAGCCCCGACAUGGCUGCUGCCAUCGUGGCGGCUUAUCCGUCCCCGCAGCUGCUGGAGAAGGCGUACGGUCGCUGUAGGACUGAAGGGGAAAAGAUGUCUCUUCUGUCCGACCUGCUGAUCCGCAGAGGAGAAGGCGUCACGUCCACGACUCGCAGAGUCGGUCCAGAGCUUUCCAAGCGCAUCUACCUCACCAUGCAUUCCUGGGAUCCGGAGCAGAAUCUGAUGACUGCCGCUUUCAUCGGUUACAUUUAA
This is a messenger RNA of Cololabis saira (Pacific saury), 1766 nucleotides long. RefSeq names its product essential meiotic structure-specific endonuclease 1 (gene eme1). The transcript has 9 exons. Lineage: Eukaryota; Metazoa; Chordata; Actinopteri; Beloniformes; Belonidae. Gene Ontology annotation, molecular function: nuclease activity; DNA binding. Bases 150 to 1766 code for a protein of 538 amino acids. The record is from RefSeq and is a predicted model, not a curated record. Gene Ontology annotation, cellular component: nucleus; Holliday junction resolvase complex. Gene Ontology annotation, biological process: double-strand break repair; mitotic intra-S DNA damage checkpoint signaling; replication fork processing.